AUGGCAGCAGCAGCGGUUCAGAGCCUCUCCGCCAGCUCUGGCUUUGGCUCCGUCCAAGGAGUUCAGUUCCAGCCACUUCUUGAUCAAAAGAAUGUUCAGCAAAAGAUUCCAAAACACGACGUAGAUACUAUUCUUUACUUUCACAAAGAUAAUGAAGACGGCUCUCCUCCUGCUCCCCAGUACGCUGGGCAGGCUGCAUCAUUUAAUGAGCGACCGACUGAGGAGCACAAAGUGACCAUCAGAGAUGUUGCGGGCCAAGAGGAUAAGUACACGCUUGACAAGUCUGGAUUCCAGUUUCACCGCCAUGCUUCAGUCGAGAAGGACUUUGCGGACGAUGAUCAUAUCAAGGCACAUUACUACCCAGAGACGGAACAGCUUCUCAAGGACGUAACUGGAGCGUCCAAAAUCUUCAUUUUCGAUCAUACCAUCCGCCGCCCUCUCCCCAGCGACGUUGCUGGCGCAACCUCUAGCGUUCUCCGUGGCCCUGUCAAUCGCGUCCACAUUGAUCAGUCUUACAGCGCAGCUCUCUCUCGUGUUCCAUUUCACCUUCCCGAGGAAGCAGAUGAGCUUUUGAAAGGACGUGUUCAGCUGAUUAACGUCUGGCGGCCGAUCCGACAGAUCCAACGAGAUCCGCUGGCCGUUGCUGAAGCACACUCGGUAGCAGAAGAGGACCUCGUGCCUGUGGCAUUGAUCUAUCCUAACCGCAAAGGAGAGACUCUUGGCGUGAGGCAUAAUGAUGCACAGAGGUGGUUCUACAAAUCUGGAUUGACUCCUGAGGAGGUCCUCUUGAUCAAGUGUUUUGACAGCAAGACGGAUGGAAGAGCUAGACGGGUGCCACAUACCGCAUUUGUGGACUCAAGUGCUGCUGCCGAUUUGCCAGCGCGAGAGAGUAUUGAGGUUCGAGCUCUGGUGUUCCAUCCGGAUGAUAGAGAGUAA
Trichoderma gamsii is the source of this 936-nucleotide messenger RNA. RefSeq lists its product as hypothetical. The record is from RefSeq and is a predicted model, not a curated record. Gene Ontology annotation, molecular function: oxidoreductase activity. The coding region runs from base 1 to 936 and encodes 311 amino acids. The transcript is spliced from 2 exons. Lineage: Eukaryota; Fungi; Ascomycota; Sordariomycetes; Hypocreales; Hypocreaceae.